AUGGCGAACGGCGCAGAGACUGGGCCAGGCCUUAUAUUGCCGCAAGACACAUUCGCAAAGCUCACACCACGGCCAUACCUUCUCGCACAUCUCAAGCACAAGACUCCUGUUCGCCCGAACGGUCGACAGCAGAAUGAAUUCCGCCAGCCCACCAUCAACACCGGCUCUCUGACCCACAGCAAUGGCAGUGCAGUCGUCCGUGUUGGAGACACGGCUGUGGUCUGCGGUGUGCGUGGAGAGAUCUUGCUGGCUUCUGAUAUUCCACAUCCUCCAAGCGACGACCUCGACGAUCAGGACUUGGUCGAGGAAUUGGGGCUUGUUGUAGCCAAUUUGGAACUCAGCACGGGCUGCUCGCCAGCACACAUUCCCGGCAAUCCACCAACAUCGCUGGCACAGUCAUUGUCUUACCGCAUAUCGUCUCUACUGAACGAUUCCCACUGCAUCAAUGCCGCCGACCUGUGCAUCACCUACACUCAGCCAAAGACCGAAGAUGAUCUGCCAGACGAGCCGCCCAAGGAAGUCACCAAGGCGUAUUGGACGCUGUACAUCGAUAUUCUAUGCCUGGCCCUGGACGGCAAUGCCUUCGACGCGGCAUGGUUGGCGGUAACCGCAGCACUUCGAGACACAACUCUCCCCAAAGCAUGGUGGGAUCCAGACCGAGAGUCGAUUCUCUGUUCACCGGUCGUCGAUGACAGUACAUCGUUGCGGCUGUCGGCGUUACCGCUGGCUUCUACUUUUGCCGUCUUCACCACAGCUUCGCCCCUUGAGAAGCGGGAAGAGGCUCAGAGCUGGAUUCUUGCCGAUCCUGACGGUUUUGAGGAGGACAUUUGCGAUGAGACGCUGACCGUGGUAUUGAGCUCGGUCCCGAGCAGCGAUUCUGGUGCCGAAACCAUACUGAAAAUUGAGAAGACGGGUGGUGCCUUCAUUGGCAGGGACGUGACGGAUCUUUGCGUUCGCCAGGCCGCAAAGCGCACGAGCGAUCUCAACACCGCGCUUGACAAUCGAUGA
Molecule: messenger RNA, 1008 nt
Organism: Zasmidium cellare ATCC 36951
Lineage: Eukaryota; Fungi; Ascomycota; Dothideomycetes; Mycosphaerellales; Mycosphaerellaceae
Exons: 1
Coding region: 1-1008 (335 amino acids)
Biological process (GO): TRAMP-dependent tRNA surveillance pathway; U1 snRNA 3'-end processing; nuclear polyadenylation-dependent mRNA catabolic process
Cellular component (GO): nuclear exosome (RNase complex); cytoplasmic exosome (RNase complex)
Source: RefSeq, a predicted model, not a curated record